AUGGUGAAAAAGAAGGGUGGAAGAGCAAAACGCUUGUGCACACCAGAGAAUGUUGCAAAAGUGGAAGAAGCCUUCAGCCGAAGUCCCAGGCGUUUUGCACGCAAGCAAGUCCUGCAACUUGGCAUAACCGAUUGCAGCAAUAGUUCACCGGUUCAGCCCUCCAAAGAGCGACAGCUAUCGCUGUUGCAAGACUGGCGGGACAAGUGUUUGCUUUCCAUGAACGACUCCUUGAUUUCUGACGGUGAUGGUACUUUCUGUCCACAGACAUGGGACGGUAUCUACUGUUGGCCGCAUGCAGCAGCCGGAACAUUAGUUGUGCAGCCUUGUCCGGAAUACGUAUACGGAUUCAAUCCAAACGCUUCAGCUACCAAGUUUUGUUCGAAAGACGGCACCUGGUGGACAAAUCCGAAAACAAAUCGGACCUGGACGAAUUAUUCCUUGUGUGAGCUGAGCAGUGACUCAAAUGAGGAAUCAGGUUUUAUUGUACACGUUCCAGUCAUCAAGGCCAUUUCCCAGGUUGGCUACUCCGUGUCCCUCAUCCUGCUUGUGAUUGCAUGCCUCCUGCUUGCCAGUGUCAGACGGCUCCGCUGCCCUCGGAACAACUUGCACCUGCAGCUGUUCGCUUCGUUCAUUCUCAGAGCCUCAGUUUCUCUUUUGAGGGACAUCGCCUACAAGAACAAACUGGAACAGGAAAGCGUGGUCUGCAAGUCCCUGACAAGUAUUUGGCAAUACUGCCUAGCAGCCAACUACUGCUGGAUUCUGAUGGAAGGACUGUAUCUUCACAACCUGGUGUUCCUCUCAAUGUUCACAGACACUGCCAGCAUUCUGAGCUAUGCCCUCUUGGGAUGGGGACUGCCGCUGCUUUUUUUGGUUCCCUGGGUAAUAGUGAAAGCAAUGCUUGAAGAUAAUCUAUGCUGGACCGUGAACGAAAACCCUCAUUACUUCUGGAUCAUCCGGGGGCCUAUAACUGCUUCCAUCAUAUUGAACUUAAUCUUCUUCAUCAAUAUCACAAGAGUUCUAUUUUUGAAGAUGUUUUCAUCACAAGCCAUCCAAAGUCGCCGAUACAGGUACAGGAAAUGGUUCAAAUCUACACUCGUGCUCGUGCCCUUGUUCGGAGUCCACUAUGCUCUCUUACUGACGGUCAGUCUAGCUGCAGGUCUUAGUGAAACUCUGGAGAUUACCUGGCUUUACGUGGACCAAACAUUCUCUUCAUUCCAGGGUUCGUUCGUGGCUUUACUAUAUUGCUUCUUAAAUGGAGAGGUGCAAAGCGAAGUGAGAAAGGGAAUCGAACGAUUAAGGAACAAGGAUAGUCAACAUCGUCAGCAUUCCAUUAUAACUCACUCACUGACUUAUCUGAGUAAAGGGCGUUCCUCCGUUCAGUCCAUGCACACGAUACCAGAACGGAAGGAGAUCCGGAAGAAUGGAGACAUGCCCCUCGUCCUGCAAGCAAUACCCAACCUCAGAAACGACCAGGAGGACUGGGCUACUCCUACCGAGCGUCAGCUGCAGAGUGAGAGUCUGCUGUAGAUGAGAUUUAUUGUUAUUUCUGUAUGCAAAAGGACUAUAUGUUUUGUUUGUCUGCUCAAGGAUUUUCGGGAACCUUUUUACUGAGAUCUCCAAAAUACUUUACAUUCACCGGACCAAUUCACAUUUCUUUCAUUAGGUGUUUGUUUAUUGCGCAGCGCGCAGUUUCAUCUCGUUGAAUAGAAUAUAUAACCUUGAACAUAUCGUUCUGGGGAAAACUGGUGUUCUUUAUGAGCUUCAUUCUAAAAUUUGAUCGGAUAAAGAUGAAAGCUUCUUUCAUGAUCUUUAAACAAAAAAACAUCAGUACAAAUAACCAGUAAAAUGUUAUUGUUGGCUAUAGUCUGGUUGGGAAGAAGGUACAGCUUUAUUAAGGUAUGUGCCUACCCUAAAUUCGUCGUUUUGGUGAAAAUUUUCGAAUUUUUUUUUAUUUAUUCAUUUGAUAGGCCAUAUACGAGUAUAGGUUUCCAGAAAUGCUUUAUUUUUGUUUUUACGAUAAAUAGAAGCAAAGUUAUAGUAUAAAAAGUAAACCGAAAGUGAAUUUUUGGAUGCCGGAAGUUUGCAUUUAAAUGGUCGUAAAAAU
Stegodyphus dumicola is the source of this 2104-nucleotide messenger RNA. RefSeq names its product parathyroid hormone/parathyroid hormone-related peptide receptor-like. Gene Ontology annotation, biological process: adenylate cyclase-modulating G protein-coupled receptor signaling pathway; cell surface receptor signaling pathway. Gene Ontology annotation, cellular component: plasma membrane. The record is from RefSeq and is a predicted model, not a curated record. Gene Ontology annotation, molecular function: peptide hormone binding; G protein-coupled peptide receptor activity. NCBI's taxonomy places the organism in Eukaryota, Metazoa, Arthropoda, Arachnida, Araneae, Eresidae.